Messenger RNA from Paramisgurnus dabryanus, 3630 nucleotides. The record is from RefSeq and is a predicted model, not a curated record. Lineage: Eukaryota; Metazoa; Chordata; Actinopteri; Cypriniformes; Cobitidae.
AUGGAGUUGAUUUCUCUUCCUCUAGUUCUCUAUGGUUCAGCUGUAUGUUUAAACUGCAAUACGUUUUUUUUUCUCUUUGUUUUUACAGUGCUGAUUUCAAACAUCCACUCUCAAUAUACUGCAGAUAUAAAACCAAUUCUGACUGUGCAUCCACAGACGUCUGUGUUCAUUGGAGACACAGUUACACUGACCUGUGUGGUGCACACUUGGUACACUGGAUGGGAGUUUGUUUUUUCCAGACCUGAAUACCCUUCAUACCCUGAAUACCUUCCAUACCCUGCAUUCCCUCCAUACCCUGCAUUCCCUUCAUACCCUGCAUACCCUCCAUACCCUGCAUUCCCACUAUACCCUGCAUACCCUCCAUACCAUGCAUACUAUGAACCUACAGUAACUAUACCAAUCCCAUCUGUGCAAGUCUCUGACGGAGGACAGUACUUGUGUGGAGUCAUAAUUAGAAACCCACCAUUUUACACACAAUACAGUGAACCAGUAAUAGUGACAGUACACGAUAGACCAACACCCCGAGUGUCUGUUUGGCCUGGUGAAGAUGUAAUCAUUGGAGAAACUGUUACUCUCACAUGUGUCAUCAAUGGAGGAGGAGUCAGCAGCUGGCAGUACAGCUGGUAUAAAGAUUCACCGUCAUCCACUGUCAGUAAACUCCAGAAUUCAAUCACAAUCAGAUCUGUUACUGAGUCUGACGCAGGUAAAUACGCCUGUAGAGGAACAGAGACCAGAGGAUCACGAUACUCACACAUCAGUAAUGAAGUUACACUGACAGUAUCAGAUAUUCCCCGACCAACUCUGAAUGUGCAACCACAGACGCCCGUGUUCAUUGGAGACAAAGUUACUCUGAUCUGUAAGGUUUGUCAGUCCACUGGAUGGGAGUUUAUCUUCAUAAACCCUUCAAACACUGAAUCCACUGAAACUACAGGAACUAAAACAAUCAGAUCUGUGCAAGUCUCUGAUGGAGGAGAGUACAAGUGCAGAGCCAGAAGAAGAGAAAACCCUCAGGUUUACACACAAUACAGUCAACCAAUAACAGUGACAAUACAGGAAAGACCAACACCCCAAGUGUCUGUUUUGCCUGAUAAUCAUGUAUUCAGAGGAGAAACUGUCAAUCUCAGAUGUGUCAUCAAUGGAGGAGGAGUCAGCAGCUGGCAGUACAGCUGGUAUAAAGAUUCAGUGAUCCAGCAGAAUAAACUUCAGUAUUACACAAUCAGAUCUGUUACUGAGUCUCACACAGGUAAAUACACCUGUAGAGGAAAUGAAAUCAGAGGAUCAUGGUCCUCACACAUCAGUAAUGCAGUUACACUGACAGUAUCAGAAAGAUCAAAACCUAAACUCACAUCAGAUACUGAAGGAUCUGUACUGACAGGUAACACAGUGACUCUGAAGUGUCGCAUUGAUCAGUCUACUGGAUGGAAGUUUUACUGGUACAAACACACACAAAACACUGAGAAGACGACAACAGAAACAAACUCUUACACAAUCAACAGUGUUAAAGUUUCAGAUGGAGGUCAGUACUGGUGUAGAGCUGGAAGAGGAAAACCAGACUAUUACACAGACUACAGUGAUGGACUGUGGAUAAAUGUUAAAGAGAGUCCUAAACCUGUAGUGAGUGUUAAGCCUGACACACAGCUGUUCAGAGGAGAAACUGUUACUUUGAGAUGUGACAUACAGAAUACAGGAGACACUGAGUGGACAUACAGCUGGACUGUAAAGAAGACAAAUAACAGAAAUAUAAUCACACAAUGCAACACACAAGAGUGUAAAAUCAACAACAUUCAACCAUAUAACAGUGGUCAAUACACCUGUAGAGGAAAGAUACGUGAACAAAACACUGAGAUGAGUGAUGCUGUUACACUGACUGUUUCAUCAGAUAAACCACAGACAGUUUUAAGUGUUUCUCCACAGCAGUGGUUGAAUGAAGGAGAUUCAGUGACUCUGAUGUGUGAGGUUAUAAAUUCAUCUACAGGCUGGACAUUCAGGUGGUUCACUCUACAGAGUCCCUCCACAGAUGGUUAUCAGCUCCUAUCAGACAGCAUUCGAGGAUCUAAAGGCAACUACACUGUGAGGUCAGUGACUGUGAAGCACACAGGAGUUUAUAAGUGCAGAGCAGAGAGAGGAGAUCCAGUCUAUCACACAGAGUACAGUAACACACAAACACUGUGGAUCACUGAAAGACCAGCACUUCAAGUGUCUGUUUGGCCUGCUGAUCAUGUAUUCAAAGGAGAAACUGUCAAUCUCACAUGUGUCAUCAAUGGAGGAGGAGUCAGCAGCUGGCAGUACAGAUGGUAUAAAGAUUCAAUCAUCCAGCAGAAUAAACUCCAGUAUUAUAUAAUCAGAUCUGUUACUGAGUCUGACGCAGGUAAAUACACCUGUAGAGGAAAAGACACCAGAGGAUCACGAUACUCACACAUCAGUAAUACAGUUACACUGACAGUAUCAGCUUUACCCAAAAUUACAGUGAGAGUAACACCAGACAGAUCUGUGUUCACUGGAGAGACAGUCACUCUGAAGUGUGAGAUAGAGGAUCAGUACAGAUCAUUAAACUGGACAUAUCAGUGGUAUAAAGACACAACUGAAGUGUUAAACUUUGAGAAUUACACUGUAAACAGCGACUCUCUCACUAUCACUGGAGUUACUGAAUCUGAUCAGGAUGAGUUCAGCUGUAGUGCAGAGAUACACGGACGACCACAAACUUCACUAUCAAGCUCUGCUGUUUAUCUCACAGUGAAGACUUUGCCCAGAGCUACAGUGAGAGUAACACCAGACAGAUCUGUGUUCACUGGAGAGACAGUCACUCUGAAGUGUGAGAUAGAGGAUCAGUACAGAUCAUUAAACUGGAGAUAUCUGUGGUAUAAAAACACAACUAAAGUGUUUAAUUCUGGGCGUUACACUUUAAACAGAGACUCUCUCACUAUCAGAGGAGUUACUGAAUCUGAUCAGGAUGAGUUCAGAUGUAGUACAGGGAUACACGGACGACCACAAACUUUACAAUCAAGCUCCGCUGCUUACCUAACUGUGAAGGGAUCAAAACCUAAACUCACAUCAAAUACUGAAGGAUCUGUACUGACAGGUAACACAGUGACUCUGAAGUGUCACAUUGAUCAUUGGUCUACUGAAUGGAAGUUUUACUGGUACAACAACACACAAAACACUGAGAAGACGACAACAGCAACAAACUCUUACACAAUCCACAGUGUUAAAGUUUCAGAUGGAGGUCAGUACUGGUGUAGAGCUGGAAGAGGAAAACCAGACUAUUACACAGACUACAGUGAUGGACUGUGGAUAAAUGUUACAGAGAGUCCUAAACCUGUAGUGAGUGUUGAUCCUGACAAACAGCUGUUCAGAGGAGAAACUGUUACUCUGAGAUGUGACAUACAGGAUACAGGAGACACUGAGUGGACAUACAGCUGGACUGUAAAGAAGACAAAUAACAGAAAUAUAAUCACACAAUGCAACACACAAGAGUGUAAAAUCAACAACAUUCAACCCACUGACAGUGGUAAAUACACCUGUAGAGGAAAGAUACGUGAACAAAACACUGAGAUGAGUGAUGCUGUUACACUGACUGUAUCAUCAGGUGAGUUUAUAUGUUUGUUCAUCAUUAUUAGUGUGAAGAGAUGA